This is a messenger RNA of Oreochromis aureus, 1509 nucleotides long. Its product is annotated as TOG array regulator of axonemal microtubules protein 1-like. Gene Ontology annotation, cellular component: cytoplasmic microtubule; cilium. NCBI's taxonomy places the organism in Eukaryota, Metazoa, Chordata, Actinopteri, Cichliformes, Cichlidae. The record is from RefSeq and is a predicted model, not a curated record. The transcript has 8 exons. Gene Ontology annotation, molecular function: microtubule binding. Bases 91 to 1509 code for a protein of 472 amino acids. Gene Ontology annotation, biological process: microtubule cytoskeleton organization.
UAGAAGUUGUCACUCACACACUGAGAAAGCAUUCUUCAGCACUCACAAACUUUCUAUUUCUAAACAUUUUGUUCACUGUUUAUCUCAGUCAUGCCUGAAAAGACAUCAAAAAACUUUGUCCAUCGCUUUCGGGAUUUGAUCCAGAGAAACCGCACAGGUGGAGAUGCAGACACAUUGCAUAUCAUACAGAGACCCAGGGAUUAUUCUGUGCGACUCCCACCUUUACCUGAGCGAUGCGCAGCUCAUCGCAGCUCUGCAGACACACACACACCCAGUGAUCUGAGGGCCAUUCCUUCCAUUGAUAGUCCUGUUGAGAUGACACCACUCACUCCAGUUCCUCCACCUCCUCGAGCAGCUCGUCCAUCUCAAUUGCCUGUUUUCUCUGCUAAACAUUCAGGAGCAGACACAAAGGUCAUUCAUGGAACAAGAGUCUUAACAGCAAGAGACAAAAUUGGACCUAUUUUGGAAAAACUGCAGCUUUUCCAGGAUGGGAUUGUAGCCUCACCUGGACACACAGUACCAACAAAAACCUUUGCUGCAGUAAAGCCUUCGUGUCCAAAACCUCCAACAGUUCCCAAAGCACAUAAACAAGGACCUCGGCCUGGGACGUUGCUGCGCCGUCCAAAAGUCGUCCCUAUAGACGACAAGAAAGCAGACAGUCAGUGCAGUCAGAAGAAUCCAAGAGAGGGCAGGGUCAAACUCCCACCUCUAGCUACACCUGUAGAGAGCCUGUCCCACAGCUUUAGUCUGCUGUCUUCAGACGACUGGAUAAAGAAAAGACAGGGGUUGCAAACUAUUCAGUCUCUGGCAAAGCACCACUCAGACAUCCUGAAGACUAAACUGCAUGAAGUGUGUCUGGUCCUCAUUGAGGAGGUGAAAAACCAACGCUCAGCAGUAGCCUGUGAGGCCAUACAUACCAUCGAUGAGCUCUACAUUCAGCUCCAGAAAACAAUGGACCCAGAAGUUGAAACAACAGGCCGAGCUCUAUUGCUAAAGCUUGCACAGACCAACAACAACUUUAUUCAUCAGGAGGUCAAACUGGCGCUUGAUGCCAUGGUGGGAAAUUGCAGCCAUGGACGGAUUCUCAGCGCCCUGUUUAACACAGGACUGAACCAUCGCUGUGUUGCAGUGAGGAAUAGCACGGCUCAACACCUGCACCAGCUGGCUGACAAACUUGGAGCAGCCGUCAUCCUGAAAGCAGGAAGCUUCACUGAACGCUUUCUAAUUGCUGCCUCUAGAAUGGCAGGGGAUGCUGCACCUGAAGCCAGGUACCAUGGGCAAACAAUCAUCAAGAAACUGGCCCUUCACAAGGACUUUAUGAAUUUGUGGAUGAAGAUUGUCCCUGAAAAAGACAGGCGUCCUGUGGAGAAGAGCUUGAAAAAGGCUAAUAAUUACGGGCAGCAGGUCAGCAUCCAGACUAAGCUCUCCUCUCCAGCAGGACCUCGGAUCCCCAGAUGUGACAAUGCAAGUCCUGACGAGUACAGAGGAGAAGAGCGGCGGCUACAGUAG